GGCAGAAACAUCUAAGCACGACUAGAGUGUUUGUAAAGCGUCUCGCAGAGUGCUGCCGCCUCUGUACAGUCGACGAGCCGAGGAAAGCGUUCAACUUCCUCCUUGGCAACAAGCAUCCGCCAACGCUGCUAUGAAAGCUAGAACAGAGGCAAGAAUAUCCCAGAGAGGUCUUCUGGCGGUGCCUAGAACUGAAACGUCUGGCAUGGUAUUGAAACCUGAACAGGAAAAUGAGAUUCUGUUUGUCUCUCACGUACAUCUGUGCGUUGGGGAAAGCGGCCGCCAUUAGUUGACCAAGCUGUGCCAUUGCUCUCGCGAAGCAAGCUCCUGCUCGAAGAAACGACUGGAUUUUACUUCUCGACCUACGGAGAAAAGUCUACCAUCAUGUUCGUGGGUGACGAAACCAAAGUACAUCGAAGCCACUGCCAGUAUGGUGUAUCUGCAUAUUCACCAUGCUGUGCCUUGGUCGUCGCCGUCACGUGUCUCCGACCAGCUCAUCCUCGCUGGGUCCCCCCAAGCACACGAUACUUACUGUUACCAGAAAUAUUUUGUCCAUACACGAUGACGAAAGCCACCUGAGUCGAACGCUACCGCUAGCUUUGUUGCUGCCCGUUCCGAAAGGUGUCUUUUUCAGCAGUCAGCGACGCAUUCAGAGACGAGUUUGUUGCCCCGUAGCAGGCAACGCAAACGCCAGGCAUUGUGGAGGCCCUCCAUCCGGCUCCAGGUUCUCAAAGACUCCCUUAUGUCAAAUGUUUGUUUAAUUUAUUGUCGCUGUCAAAUCCCACAGUCGCUUAUAGCUUGGUGAGUGGAUGGCACUGGCAGCACGCCGGACUCUUGUUUCUCGUUAGCGCGUAGGGCUCGUUGUGCGACUGUUUUCUUCCGCCUCUUCAGCGCAGGUGAAACGAGCACGCUGUUUGCGUGUCUUGUCCAGUCCUCCUCGAGGCCUUCGCCUUCCUUUGUAGAGAAAGGAGUUCUUCCAAUUUUAGGGUGGGCCAAAUGACGCACCCAAAUCCCCUUCAAACACGUUUUUCGCGCAGUGCUUCCCUCGUUUCUCGGAUGCCGCUGGUUCGGCUCUUCUUCACCAUCGCCGCGCCACUUCUCUUCUCCCCCUCCCCCUGUCCGUUUCUGCCUCUCAAAACGCACUGCCUCGCAAUUCAGCUGGGAAAACCCCAAGGAUCGCCGCCGGCGUCACAAAAAGAAGCAAUUAGGGACACGGGGGUUUCUCACCAGAAAGGGGAACCGUCGGAUAGCUCAUCUGAACCUAAACCGCAAGGCACCGUCGCGGAGACGCCCGGAGCAGCGUCUGCCGCAGCAGCGGAAGUUGGUCGACCUUCUCGGUCCUCCGCUGGGCCGGGGAAGAAGAAGAGAGGUCCAUCCUUGUUCACCGAGGAAACGAUGGGACCGUCCAAGAGACAUCCUUGCUUAAAGACCCUGGCUGCAGCUGUCGAGCGCUUUCAGGCACAGCACCUCACUGGCAGGGACGCAGCUAAAGCGUUUGUUGACGCCAUCCAAGAAUGCGGCAUUCAAGUAGUCGCCAGCGACUACGACAGAACCGCCAUUUCGGUUCACUCGGGUGGCAGUGCGCGACGCGACGAUCUUUCCGUGCUUGGGGCUUUGACUCCUGACUUCAAGUUGCUUGGAGAAGAACUUACAAGACGAAAUAUCCCAAUUUACUUUGUCACCUUUUCUGAUAAGGGGGAGAAUCGCGGUGACAGGAUAGCGGCGGGACCCCUCGUCGAGGCUACGCUGAAAGCCAGUAAUGCGAAUUUCGAAGCCCAGGGUGUCUUUGGCUACUACCCACCGUUUUACUCGGAACCCGAGGACUAUGCGCCACUUGGUCUGUCCGCGCCUAUGCCGACCGACAAAUCGUUCCAUAUCCAGCAGGUCUCCAAGGCUUCAGGGGUGCCUGAAGAUAAAAUUCUUCUUCUGGAUGACGAUAGGGCCAACUGCGUGAACUUCUGCAGGAGUGGUGGUGCAGCAAUUCAUGUCUCUGGCCAUGAAGGCUUUGAUUUCGGUGCUGUUCGCGUUGUGGUCAAGCCCUCGUUGAUCAUGCAGUGAAUCUGGCACAGAGCACGCGUAUGUGUGGUCUCUGGGGUGCUGUCCGAAACGUGGGCUCCAUCAUACCAGAGACAGUGGAAUGGAACAAUAUCAGAAACGGUCGCCAGGCGCAGAUUCCAGUCAACACGAUUAAAAGUCAUCCUAAGGGAAAAACUGCGAACAUCCCGGGUAGCGUCCGGAAUGACAACUUUGUAUGUACAUACGUGUAAUACAUACAUAUAUACACGAGCACACAUACGUGUAUCCGAAUUUAUACGCGUGUGAGUCGGGUAUCACCGUAGUCACGCUGUGCGAUUCGGGGUUUCCGAAUAGGCUUUUUGUGGACUUGAGGGGGUCGAUAUCUCACGGCUGCAUUCCGUGCAACACGCUUUCUGUAGUACCUAACCUUUGGUCGAUACCGCUGCGCCUGAAAGCCAGCCACUUUGGUGGCGCAUUAUCGGGCGUUUUCGCAUGGGCGUGGCCUCACUGCAAGAGACAGGUGUACGCUCAGAAACGUUUUCGGUUGUGUUGUGCAAAGAACGUAUUCGAAGUUUGGGAGAGGACUGCAGCUGUCUGCAUCGGCGAAGUUUCCGUGAUUGUCUAAAGAUCACCGGAAUUUUGUGAUGGGCGUAGAACAGAAUGUAGGGAGAGGUCGAAAAUCGGUGCGUGACAAUUUGGUGUGACACGGGCGCAUACGUUUUGGCAAUUGCCUUUGGGCAGCAAGCGGAAUGCCGUCUCAGUCGUCAGCAAGAUGAUAGAAUAAUGAAUCUUUUUGUUCGAAUUCGCACUUUUUAGGGGACCAGGUGUGUCCGAUGAGGGCCUACGCUACUUCUGCGCUAGGAAACGUGCCAAAAGGAGACAAAAAAUGUGGCAUCUUGUUUUUCAAGCUCAUGUUCUUGUCGAAAUCGAUCUAUUGAUUCAACGUGCUUUCUGUAUUCGGGAAUAUUCUUGUACUCUGACCAAAUGGAAGACAAACUGAACGGUCCUGUGUUAUCCCAACAGUGGGGUCGCAGAGCAGUGGAGAUUUUUGGAAUCGCGAUCGGCACGUAUCCGGGCCCCUCCAUUAUUGAGGAUUCCUGUGGGAGCCUCACUGGAACUAUGCUCACCUAGAUUUGGUGGGGGCUUCUCAUCCGCAGCAGAGAAUCGCCAAGCAAAUAUUAUCGUACAGUUUUUUUCGUAGUCAGAUGGUACCAUACCGACCGUAGCUAAUGAGGUUGUGCUCAGGUGUUGCAUUUUGGUCGAUGCUCAUGAGCAGUACACUUCAAAGUACACCGGCUUACAUGUGGUAUCAGUCGUGAGACGCCUGUAUGCCAGUCCAGAUGUAGGAAACGUGCAUGUGUAGGCAUGAACUCCUGCGUCACCUCAGUUCCAUUUUUUUGUGGUUAGACACGAAACCAUGUCGGUUGUUAGAUAUGCGUACACGUCGCGGUGUGUGCAAGGGAAAGCUGACAAACUUCCCUCCCUGCGUUCAGGAGAUCCGAG
Molecule: messenger RNA, 3516 nt
Organism: Toxoplasma gondii ME49
Lineage: Eukaryota; Apicomplexa; Conoidasida; Eucoccidiorida; Sarcocystidae
Gene: ROP9
Product: rhoptry protein ROP9
Exons: 5
Coding region: 994-2055 (353 amino acids)
Source: RefSeq, a predicted model, not a curated record